GGAUGAAUGGAUGAUCUGAUGAGAAGAUGGCGCAUCUAAACAGUGGUGGUGGGCGUGUAAAUCUCGCUCAAAAAUGGAAAGAAGUUGCCCAGAAAGAGUUAUUGGAAUGUCUUGACAAAUGUGCAGGGAGUAAAGCUAUUGUUUGGGAUGAUCCACUCAUCAGCCCAGUUGGCCUAAUAGCUGAGUACUCAUUACUAAAGGAAAAUGAAGUGGAGAAGAUGUUCCCUCUUCGUGCAGGUCGUCUGCCGCAAAACAAUGUUCAGAACGUGAUCUUCAUCACCCGACCAAUUCUGAAGCUGAUGAGGCUGGUUGCAGAGAACAUUCGAGAGGAAGAAAAAGUUGGAGGUUUUAGAAAGGAGUAUCACAUAUUUUUUGUCCCUGGCAAGAGUCUCUUGUGUGAGAAUAAAUUAAAGGAGCUUGGUGUCUAUGGAAAUCUUAACAACAUCGGUGAAUUUGGUCUGGAGUUGCUCCCUCUUGACAGUGAUCUACUCUCGAUGGACAUGACCUCCAUUUUUAAGGAGUGCUAUCUUCAUCGUGACCCAACAGGUAUGUUUUAUAUGGCAAAGGCUCUGAUGAAAAUUCAAGCAUUGUAUGGUGUUAUCCCAAAUAUAUAUGGUAAAGGAGAAUAUGCAAAACAAGUAUCAGAUAUGAUAUUAAGAAUGAGAAGAGAGCUUGCAGUGAGUGAACGCCAAAUCACGCCUCAGAUAGACACCGUGCUGUUAUUGGAUCGAACGGUGGAUCUCCUAACACCAUUAGCAACUCAGCUGACGUAUGAAGGCCUUAUUGAUGAAAUUUUUGGCAUAUCUAAUACCACGGUGAAACUUCCUGCAGCCAAGUUUGCUAAGAAGAAUGAAGGUGACCAAGCAGACGUCGCGACGGAACCAAAGAAAUUUCACCUAAAUUCUGGUGAUGAACUCUUCGCUGUUGUUAGAGAUCGAAACUUCCAUGCAGUUGGCACAGAGCUUAGCAGGAAAGCCAAGAUAUUGUCUGCUCAAGUUGAGGAAAGGAAAGGUGCUCGGACAGUGGGCGAGAUCAAGGAGUUUGUCUCAAAAUUACCGCAUAUUCAGGCAGCAAAGCAGUCACUUGCUACACACACUUCUAUAGCUGAACUUGUCAAAGAAGUUACAGAUAAGAGUGCAUUUCUUGAAUCAUUACACAUGCAGCAAGAGUUUUUGAGUGGAUCAGAGACAGAUAAAGUUAACAAUUUUAUUGAGGAUUGUAUCGGCAAGAAGGAACCUAUAGUGAAGGUUCUUCGAUUGGUGUGUAUGCAAUCAUUGACCAACAGUGGGCUUAAACCAAAAAUUCUAGAUUUUUACAAAAGGGAAAUUUUACAGACUUAUGGCUUUGAACAUAUUGUCACACUCCACAAUUUGGAAAAAAUUGGUUUGUUAAAACAGCAAAGUCAGAAGUCGUACUCAACGAUUCGUAAAACACUCAAACUAGUGAUGGAGGAAGUCAAUGAACAGAAUCCAAAUGAUAUAUCAUAUGUCUUCAGUGGUUAUGCACCAUUGUCGGUUAGGCUAGCUCAAUAUUUGGCCAAGCCUGGAUGGCGGAGUAUUGAGGAGGCAUUAAGAUUGCUUCCAGGCCCAUUAGUGGAGGAGAAACAGCAAAUACCAGUAGGCCUAAGAAAAAAACGUUCACCAGGAAGUGAUGGAGACAACCAGAAAAUGACGUUAGUAAUUUUCCUCGGCGGUGUAACCUUUGCUGAGAUUGCUGCCCUGCGGUUCCUGUCUCAACAGGAAGAUGCUCCAACUGAUUAUACAAUAAUUACUACUCAAGUAAUCAAUGGUACAACUUGGCUUGAGUCUCUAAUGGAGGAUAUUGGAGUAACCAAUCAAGAAGAGGGCGGGGCUUCACCAUUUCGAUGAUGUGACUAAUCAGGAGGUCAGAGCUUUGCCAAUAAGACACUUAUCCACCGAAUACAAAAAAAAGAGACGGGGCUUCCAUCAUGGGAAGGCACAGGACUGUUUAUAGGCAGGGCCUCAAAACCUCUGCUACCAUAGAAACAUCUGCAAGCACCGUUGGAGCUUAAAUACGUUGUUGAUCACCAUGCAAUCACAAUAAAUUUAUUUACAUGUGCAAGGAAAUUUCCUCUGUGCACCCUGCUGGUACCACUGCCUGUGAUGGCAUCUGUUAGGCGGGGGACUCUCUGCGUUAUACAACGAAUCCAACUUCGCUCCCUGUGCUAGGCAUCUCUACGCCAUCUGCUGAUUGUCGGUUGCAGUUCGAACAGAUCGUCAUUGAAAGUGAUCCGUUGCGGAUGGAGAUAAUAGACCAGAUAGAUGGCUCGGGUCAUGUGACUUAUAGUGGGUAUUAGGGUUUUUUUACAUUUAUCGAGAUCGCGAGGCGAAAGUGCAUUGAAUAUGGCUUCGCCUUGUUGUUGAUGUAAGUCACAUCAUAUAUGUUGCAAAUGUUGGUUGGUAUGCGAGUUAUAAUUUGGUAAAUCAUUGAGAAGUGUUCCAAAAUUAAAUUUUCAAAGACUUUUCAGUUUGGUGUGGGAAUAAAUCCUGGAAGCCCUGGUCAAGGUACGGUACCUAUUCGACUACAGAGAUAUAUAGAGUCGAGGCAUAACAACUCCUUCCCUGCUCCAGGCCCUGGUCAAUGUAUGGUACCUUCAAGACGUGCGUAUUGCUCCAGUGGAGUCGUGCCGGCUGAGGUACUUUUUAGGCCUGGCCUAAGUCAAGAAUAUUAUUCAUGGCAAAUGAAUCUCACCAUUCGUUGCAAGAGUUAUUUUACAGUUAUUUUAAAUCCAAAAUUAAAUCAUAGGAUGUUUGUAGUUGCUGCCAAGGAUAAUGAUCAUCGUAUGACAGAUUAUUAUUACGUACUGGCAUUAGGAUGUACCAUCCCAACCAGGCCUAUUAUCACCAGUCUGGUUGAGCAAUCAGUACCGUUAAGGGUUAUUUUCUAUUUUAUUACCUACAGUACACGACUACAGAGAUAUAUAGUCGAGGCAUAACAACUCCCUCCCUGCUCCGGGCCCUGGUCGAGGCUUAACACUCACAGUGCAGUCUAGUAGUAGGCCUAUACAUAUGUAGCCUACCGUACACUAGCAGCAUUUCAGAGCCUAAAUAAAAUGCAGAUUGCCAAAGUAAUUAUAAAUCACUAUUUAAAAAUUAAUAUAGGCCUGCCUUACUUUGGGUCACUGUCUAAAAAACAUAACUCUCUCAAUAUACUGUGUUCAAUGAGCACACUGUGGUUUACGAUGUUGAUGUUUACAUUUAGUACCCACUAUAUGUCCCGUGACCAGUAAUAGCUGGAGUUGCCAAUUCAGUCUAUUUGGAGUAUAGCUUAUUAUAAUCCUCCUUGCAACUCUUGAGUUAUAGCUUGGUGGUUAAGAAGCUUGUUGUCAAAUCCUGUAUUUGCCUGUCUACUAUUGCUCAAAAUAAGAUUGGUAGAUAAUUUGUUGCAUACUCCUUCACACAUCUAAAUUGUUGCCAUUUCUCCUGUUUUCAGCAUAAGUAAUAAAACGCUUUAGUGGCAUCGGACAACAGUGGCAUUUUAAUCAGAUGAACCAGCCAUGCCUUAAAAGAGGAAUUGCUGUUAAAUUACAAAACCAUCUGCCAAUGUAUUAGGUGAUUAUAUUAGUGUGGCGAUAUAAACAUGUACUGUAUUGUACUCGGACAUUCCUUAAUUAUUUCAGGAAUAUACUGAAAAAUAUGUGAAAUAUAUAAGUAUUAUCUGCUUAUUUUAUUGUAAAAAGAAAAACUACAGAAUAAAUUUAGAAACCAA
Molecule: messenger RNA, 3729 nt
Organism: Anneissia japonica
Lineage: Eukaryota; Metazoa; Echinodermata; Crinoidea; Comatulida; Comatulidae
Product: vacuolar protein sorting-associated protein 33A-like
Exons: 15
Coding region: 27-1868 (613 amino acids)
Biological process (GO): intracellular protein transport; vesicle-mediated transport
Cellular component (GO): lysosome; CORVET complex
Source: RefSeq, a predicted model, not a curated record